Molecule: messenger RNA, 2417 nt
Organism: Pseudomassariella vexata
Lineage: Eukaryota; Fungi; Ascomycota; Sordariomycetes; Amphisphaeriales; Pseudomassariaceae
Exons: 3
Coding region: 333-2135 (600 amino acids)
Biological process (GO): nucleoside metabolic process
Molecular function (GO): catalytic activity
Source: RefSeq, a predicted model, not a curated record
CCAAAUGACUACCUCGUGGGUUGGAUAUGCGCCAUUAGCACCGAGUAUGCUGCGGCACAAACGUUUCUCGACGAAAAGCAUGAAAGACCGGAAUACGUAUCCCCAAAUGACAAUAAUGACUACACAUUGGGCAGGGUCUGAAAACACAACGUCAUCAUCGCCGUAUUACCAGACCGAGAAUAUGGAAUAUCAUCAGCUGCAAGCGUCGCAAGAGAUAUGCUGCAAAGCUUCCCCAAUAUCAGAAUCGGUGGUGGUGCGCCAAGCCCCAAGCAUGAUAUCCGUACGAUAAUCCAGCAAUCCACUUUGGGUUAAUCGCUUCAGCCAAUCAAUUGAUGAAGGACCCUUCCGUCCGGGAUCGACUUUCGAAGGAGAUGGACGUCCUCUGUCUCGAAAUGGAAGCGGCAGGGUUGAUGAAUCACUUCCCAUGUCUGGUCAUUCGUGGCAUUUGCGACUACUCAGACACACACAAGAAUAAGGAGUGGCAAGGGUAUGCAGCCAUGGCAGCAGCGGCGUAUGCAAAGGACCUACUGAACCGUACUGCACCAAACAGAGUUGAGGCUGAAAAGAAGCUUACCAAGGUUAUUGAUGAAGGGUUCGCCCAUGGUUAUUUGAAGGGCGUUCACUCUUUAGCAAGUGCGUCCCAGAGUGGAGUUGAAAGUCUCAAGGUAGACAAAUAUCUUGAGAAGCUCAGGAACUGGCUCUCGCCACCCGAUUUGUCAACCAACUAUAACAAAGCAUUAGAGCAACGAAAUCCAGGCUCGGGGCAGUGGUUCCUUCAAAUCGAGGCAUACAAGGCGUGGAAACGAGAACCAAACUUCUUUUUAUGGCUUAACGGUAUUCCUGGAUGUGGCAAAACGGUACUUAGUUCCACCGUCUUUGAGAACCUCGAGAAAAUCGAAGCUUGCUCUCAAAACCUCUUGUACUUCUACUUCGACUUUACGAACACUGAAAAACAUUCUUUCGAGAAGUUAAUAUGCUCACUGAUUCAUCAGCUGUACUAUAAGAGUGAGAAAGUCCGAAGAUAUCUAGACUCACCCAACUCCUCUUUUGAUAACGGGAGGCGACGGCCAAGUAUUGACCUUCUCUCUACAACCUUACAAAAUAUGCUUCAACAAGCUGGUGAAGUCUGGAUCGUACUAGAUGCACUCGAUGAGUGUAAAACACGAAAAUACUACCCAACUGGAGGACUACUCCCGUGGAUUCGAAACCUUCGUGACUUGCAGACGAAUAUUCACCUUCUUAUUACAAGCCGUCCAGAACAAGAUAUCAAGGAGACCGUCGAGAAGUUAGCGCGUAAUAAAGACAUCAUCUCUCUCCAAAGCGACCUAAUAGAGGACGAUAUAUGUGGAUAUAUCCGGGCAAGAGUUAAGCAGUCCGAGGGACUAAGCAGGUGGCACGAGCGGCCGGAUAUGCAAAGCAAAAUUGAAGCCACUCUAGUAGAGAAGGCCAACGGAAUGUUUCGCUGGGUCUCAUGUCAAUUCGAUGUUCUUGAACAUUGCUACAGCCCUCAAGAAGUCGAAAUGGUGCGCGCGACCCUACCGGCAACCUUGGAUGAGACGUAUGCUCGGAUCUUGGAGAAUAUACCCCCCAAUCACAUGCACUAUGCAAAACGACUUCUGCAAUUCUUAAGCUUCUCCGAACGGCCGCUACGGAUUGAUGAAGCUGUUGAUGCGAUUGCAGUAGACACGGCAAGCAGACCUCGGUUUGAUCCUCAGAACGGAUCGCCAAUUCCAGAGAUCUCAAAAUACUGCUACAGCUUAGUAGUACUUUUUACGAAAAAAAGCAACCCUUAUAAAGAUGAGAUGGUUACCGAGAUACAGCUUGCGCAUUUCUCAGUUAAAGAGUACCUGACAUCAAAUCGCUUAGCAAAAAGCAUCAAAAUGGACUUCGAGGAGGCCGCUGCCAGAGCCUCUAUCUCAGAAGCCUGCCUUGCCUAUUUAUUGGAUUUGGACCAGACCUGCAAGCCACAAGAAAUUAUAAAGUCAUACCCAAUGGCACAGUACUCUGCGCAAUACUGGACGAGCCAUGCUAUAAUAGCCGAGACCCACAGCGAAACAGGCUUUAAGCUAGCAAUCGAGUUCUUUUCCUGUAAAGACUCCAUUGAAACAUGCUUAGAACUCUAUGAUAUAGGCUAAUGUCUUAAUAUACCGCCCGCAUUACAUUACGCAUCGCGGAUAGGGCUGACCAAGUCCGUCCAAAAUUCGAUCCUCAGGGGCCGACGUGAAUGCCCAAGGCGGUCACUAUGGCAAUGCUCUUCAGGCUACAUCAUAUAGAGGCCACAAAAAGAUAAUCCAGAUACUGCUCGAGAAGGGGGCCGAUAUUGAUGUUUUCCAUGCUCCAACAUAUGGAAGCCACGACGCGCACUACCAGAGCUGCAGCUCUCCCUCCAACGUACUAGAACGGCUUGAAGAAGUAGC